This is a messenger RNA of Mytilus trossulus (common blue mussel), 1527 nucleotides long. RefSeq lists its product as uncharacterized. The transcript is spliced from 6 exons. Lineage: Eukaryota; Metazoa; Mollusca; Bivalvia; Mytilida; Mytilidae. The coding region runs from base 203 to 1306 and encodes 367 amino acids. The record is from RefSeq and is a predicted model, not a curated record. Gene Ontology annotation, molecular function: catalytic activity.
CAUGUGAUGUUGUAACCCAGAAAUCAGAUUGUAAUCGAAGAAUGAACUACAUACAUUUUUAAAGUAGGUUGAAAUUAACCGAAACAAAUGAUUUCAGGAAUCAUGUUAAGUCUUUGACACCUCCGGGAUUUUUUUCAAAAUUUACAUUAUACAGUUUUUGGAAUUUCUUUCACGAACUGUAUCAGUUCGGAGAAGUAUUACAAUGCUCACGAAAAUAACAAGAAUGUUCCUCGAGAUGGCUAAAAUCAUAGUAGUUAUUCAGAGCAUGGAUUUCAUUUUAAGAGUAGCAAGUGAUGAUACCGUCCACAAAUUCGUUACAUUUAAUACUGCACUAAUUCAGCAAUUACCAUUGAUUGACCAGCGCAGAGAUGCCCUUUCCCAACAACUUUCCAAGAUAGAUGCUGAUGUUGUCUGUUUGCAAGAGGUUUUGCUGGGUAGUGACGUAGAGAAGAUUGUGAAUGACUUAAAGACUGUAUACCCACACUCUUAUAGUAAACUUCACGGUCAGGAUGGACAGAUUACUACAUAUAGUAUAGCACAACCGCCAUGCUAUGGAAUCCCUAGUGUUGUUAGAAUAGUAUGCAUUAUUAUAAGAUGCAAUAUACGAGGUCAAUUAGAGGAUAUAGUUACCUGUGCCGACCAGACAUGCAAUGUAUUUCCAACCGUAAGCCAGGAAUGUAUAUCUUGCCUAGGUCAUGCAUUUCCAAAUUUCGGAAGAAUAUUUAGCGCGUGUUUUCGGUUUUCUACAACUUUUUUCAAUCCUCAAGGUCUAAUUUUGCUGAGUAAGAAACCAAUGCGAAACACAAUCCAUCGACAUUUCCAACCAAAUAGAAAACAAAUAUUUUCGAGAGCGAUGAUUUCAGCCGAUAUUGAUACCGUUGGCUCAGUUAUAUGUACACAUCUGACACAUGACCAAUCUACAACUUAUUUUGAACCGAUUACCAAAGAUACAUUUUCCAGCUGGGCUGAAGAAAACGCAUCAGAAGUACAAUAUAUCAUAGACUCUAACAAGAGCAAAUCAAGAUUCAUAGUUAUGGGGGACUUGAAUAAUGGACCAGCUAUUCCUGAUAAAAACAUAGCAGCCCAUUUUGAAGGGUCGUACAAUAGAUUGAUAGGAUCUGGUAUGCAGUCGCCUUAUGUGGAUAUAACAGGAAAACCAACGUUUGCUGGUUCCAGUGCAAUUAUUGAUCAUGUCAUGCACAAAGGUUAUACAGCAGUUAACUCGAGGAGAAUACUUGAUAAUGACAAACUCGUGAAUGGAGACCGAUUGUCGGAUCAUUAUGGUGUUGAAGUAUGGUUGAAAUGAAUACGCAACACUACGUUAACAGCUGAUAGAAUAAACACAUUCUUCCCAAGUCUUUUGUAUAUCAAUGAUCUUUUUCAAACUGAUCUAGUAUGUGAUAAUAUUGGACCAAAACACGCAUUCCUAACAGGACAACUUACAAAUAUCAUGUUCAGGCGACAUUUAAGAUAAGUUCAGUGAUUAAUAACUACAUACAAUUUUGCUAUAUUUUUUUAUUAAAGGUU